Ziziphus jujuba (common jujube) is the source of this 1622-nucleotide messenger RNA. Its product is annotated as TLC domain-containing protein At5g14285. The transcript has a single exon. The coding region runs from base 756 to 1502 and encodes 248 amino acids. Lineage: Eukaryota; Viridiplantae; Streptophyta; Magnoliopsida; Rosales; Rhamnaceae. The record is from RefSeq and is a predicted model, not a curated record. Gene Ontology annotation, cellular component: membrane.
CACACCAAUAAUUUAGAAUGUGUAUAUGUGUGAGAAUGCUUUAUGUGGUUAAAGGUGGAUAAGCAUUGGAUAACGUUAGCAAUUUUAGGCAAACUUUAGUGUAGAUCUAGGUGUGGAGUCGUGAAGACGGUUUCAUCAAACAUCGUAACCUUCCUACUGUUUUCUAAUUCAAUGACAUUAUUAUACAAUCAGGUGUUAUAAGAUUCUUUGUGAAAACAGACAAUUUUUUCAAUCAUAAGCCACCCAUUUAUUUUUUUCAUAUAAAAAAUUAUAAGCCGACUAUUAUUAUAAUACUAAUUAUUAUGUGUAUUCUUAAGAGGAAAGGGGGUGAAUCAAAUUCUUGCAAUAUCCACGACCUAAUUAUUAUUACUAUAAAAAAGAAGAAAAAGACAAUUGAUUAAUAAAAGGGCCUGGUUGUUGUUGGGUGGGUGAGGUCGAGUAGGUUAAAGCCCAAUAAAAAGUAAACAGACUCACACACGCUUUUUAAGCCCUAUAUCACACUCACCCGGAACGAGCCUCGAGGAGGUUCAAGGCCUUGGCUUUUUGAUCUCUGCUUCUUUUUCUACUUCUUUCUACUUCGUUUGUCGCGCAGUCUUCUUCGUCUUCUUCUUCUUCUUCACUUCCAUUUCUCAUUUACAUUUCUUCAAAUACCUACCCAAAAGAUAAAAAAUACAAAUAAAAAUCCAAACUUUACUCUGUGUUUGUGUUUGUUUCCUAGAAAAUUUUGAUCUUUUUCAAGCGAAAGGGGGGUUUCCAUGGAAACCCGAAUUCUUGAAUCUGUUCCUUGUCUCCCUCUGUUUUUCUGUAUGUUCUUCGUUAUCUAUCUCAUUGCCUAUUUCAUUGUCUUUCGCAGUUGGAGCCCUAAGUUACGACCCGAAGCUUCCAGUUGUUCAAUCAGCUUCGCUCAUGGUACUCCCGCCGUUUUCUUAGCCUCUUACGCCAUACUCGCUGAGCCAUCUCGCGGUUUCGCCUCUUCCAAUAGCCAAUUCCAAAACUUGGUCCUCGAUUAUAGCAUCGCUUACUUCCUCAUGGAUCUUCUGCACUACGUCGUUUUCGUACCCAGUGAUGUUCUCUUCAUUGGACACCACUUGGCCACUCUCUUCGUCUUCAUCACCUGCCGCUACUUGGUCUCUCACGGUGCUUUCGCAAUUCUCGUCCUUUUGAUCCUCGCCGAAGUCACCAGCUUUUGCCAGAACGCAUGGACUCUCGCCAAUGCCCGAAAGCACGACGUCGUUUUUGCAGCCAAUCUGUAUGACUUUUUGUCCCCUCCUUUUUACGUUUUGUAUUCCAUUGCUAGAGGUUUUGUUGGUCCGUAUUUCGUUUAUGAAAUGGGUUUGUUUUAUAUGAGUGGGAAAGCCGAUAAUGUGAUUCCCAAGUGGGUUUGGGUUUCUUGGCUUUUCGUGGUCGUGACGGCCAUUUCUGUCAGUAUAUUGUGGAUUUCAAAUCUUUGGGUUGAGUUGUAUAGAAAUAGGAGUGGAAAACUAGAGAAGAAAAUGAGCUAGGAAAAAGGAAUUUGGUUCGGCUUUCCUUUUUUUUUUUUUUUGGUUUCUGUUAUAAUAUAUCUGUUUAUUACUGAUAUAUGUAUGAUGAUGAAUGUAAUGUGGCUCUUUGUCCUUUUGUAA